Lathyrus oleraceus (garden pea) is the source of this 741-nucleotide messenger RNA. RefSeq lists its product as uncharacterized. Lineage: Eukaryota; Viridiplantae; Streptophyta; Magnoliopsida; Fabales; Fabaceae. The transcript is spliced from 3 exons. The record is from RefSeq and is a predicted model, not a curated record. The coding region runs from base 1 to 741 and encodes 246 amino acids.
AUGGAUGGAAGUUUUAUUCAAAGUUUAACACAACUUGAAGAGCUUCACUUAGUUCACUGUGACUUCAAAUCAUUAUCAAUAAUGAUAGCGAGUUCUUCCUUACGUCAUCUCGAAGUUACAUCUUGCUAUCUCCUAUUCGGAAACUCCAUGAAGGAUGUAACCCUGACUUCACUAGACUGCCCUAAACUCACUUCAUUGGACUACAGUGGACAUUUUUUGCCUAACAUGAACUUUAAUACACCUAUGUUGAACAACAUUCAGCUCCCUCUUGUAUAUAGUGGAGAAUAUCUUAAUGCAUUUAGACUCUUGGCAACUCUUCCUAAAUUUGAGAAUCUGCAAUUAGAGAUUUAUUCAAUGGUCCCAACUUCCGUAAAAAUAACUCAGCCACUCAAGCAUCUGAAGGAGUUAAGCUUGAUUUUUAACCGGCCGUUCGACACCCCACGAAAAUUAGAGUUUGAUCUAUCUAGCAUUUUAAACAUCCUACAAGCUUCUCCACUUUUAGAGAAACUUUCGGUCAUGAUCACAUCUCCUGAGAUAAUUGAAAACCAGAAAGUUGAUAGGGAUGUUGAAGCGUUCUCUCAUGACGAGGUCAAAGAUAUUGAAUUAAGAGGUUGUGUUGGGAAUUGGUAUGAAGUUGAGUUUGCUAUGAAUGUUAUGAAAUAUGCCAACAAACUUGAGCGAAUAGUUUUAAGUCCAUAUUGGAGAGAUGAUAUGGAUGAAUUUUUGAAUUGGACUUUGUAG